This is a messenger RNA of Rubroshorea leprosula, 1850 nucleotides long. The record is from the annotation of a GenBank genome assembly. Lineage: Eukaryota; Viridiplantae; Streptophyta; Magnoliopsida; Malvales; Dipterocarpaceae.
UUUUAUCACUUGGAUUAGAGCUUGUAUCACUUCCCCCAUGUUUUCAGUAGCUUUAAAUGGAAAUCUAGAGGGCUAUUUCCCUGGGAAGAAAGGAAUAAGACAAGGUGACCCCUUGUCCCCAUACUUGUUUGUCAUUUGUAUGGAGGUUCUGUCACGACUUUUGAAUAAAGCUGCUCAAGAAGGAAAUCUACCAUAUCAUCCUAACUGCAAAAAGACUAGCCUCACACACCUAUGCUUUGCAGAUGACCUACUAAUUUUUACAGAUGGGAGCUCAAGAGCUGUUGGGGAAUUAGAUUCAAUUCUUAAGCAAUUCUACCUGGUGACAGGUUUGAAGGUCAAUUACCAGAAAUCUGAAAUUUUUUGUUGUGGGAUGCCAAACCAGGUUAUCAGGGAGUUAACUGAAACCUAUGGCUUCAAAGUAGGUACUCUUCCUGUCAGGUACCUUGGAGUACCUCUAAUUACUGGAAGGUUGACGAAUGCAGCUUUGAAACCUCUCAUCUCAAAAAUAACAGACAGGAUAAAUUCUUGGUCUUCAAAAUAUUUGUCCUUCGCAGGGAGGCUACAACUCAUUUCUUCAGUACUUCAAGGGAUAACGAAUUUCUGGUGCUCUGUAUUCAUCUUGCCAAAAAGGGUUAUUACAGCUGUUGAGGCUAAAUGCAGUGCUUUUCUAUGGAAAGGUAAAUCAAUUGAUGCAAGAGGUGCAAAAGUAAGCUGGUCUGCAGUUUGCCAGCCAAAGAUGGAAGGAGGUUUAGGCAUUAAACCUCUGUUGAGCUGGAAUAAUGCAUGUAUUCUGAGAUUUAUUUGGCUAUUAUUUUCCAAGGCUGGCUCAAUUUGGAGAAAAAUUCUAAAGUUGAGAUCUCUUGCCAAAUAUCUUGUUAAGCAUAUAGUUGGGACUGGGGAUUCGAUCUAUCUAUGGCAUGAUUUUUGGCAUCCGAAUGGACCUCUCAUUGAAGUUUAUGGUCAGAAAAUUGUAUAUGAUGCAGCCAUCCCAUCUCAGGCUAAGCUUUCCCAAGUGAUUCAGGGUGAUUUUUGGAAAUGGCCUCCUGCUAGAUCUCCUGCACUUCUGCAGAUUCAGAUUGCAUUAUGUGGUGUUUUGUAUCCCAACCAAUCUACGGCAGAUUCUGUUACUUGGCUUGCCUCCACCUCAGGUUCCUUCAAAACUGGUUCUACUUGGAACUAUUUGAGAGAUAAAGGGACCAAAGUGCAGUGGUUUAGGCUUGUUUGGUUUUCCCAUUCAAUACCAAGGCAUUGUUUUAUCUCUUGGUUGGCAAUCUUAAACAGGCUCUCCACCAAAGCUAGGCAAAAGCGUUGGACCCCUUCCAUUGAUGAUACUUGCAUGCUAUGUAAGGAUGCGAGUGAGUCUAGAGAUCACUUGUUCUUCUCUUGUCCUUACUCAAGGCAACUCUGGAAACAAAUUUCAUUACUGCUGGGUGUUCCUUCAACUUGCUCUUGGCAAGAUGUAUUAACUUGGUUCUGUAGAAAGACCAAGCGUACAGCUUUGUACAACACACUUCUCAAGCUGGCAUGGUGUGCAUCAAUCUAUUACAUUUGGACUGAGCGUAAUAACAGAAUUCAUAGGCAAGUGUUCACAUCUCCAUCUGCACUUGUGGAUAAAAUUCAAGCAGAUGUCCGUGAUAGAGUUCUUGGCUUUGCUAAAGAAAAGACAUCUCCCUUGUCAAAGGAGGUUGCUACAAAUUGGGGGCUGGAUGUUCUUUGCAUAUGAAUUUUGUUGAAAUUGUAGUAUUUUAGUGUAUUGUUUGAUUCUUUUUGUACAAAGUAUUGGUAGCAGCCUAAAAUAAAGCGCUGCUUAGUGUAUUGUGUUGAUUUAGAAAUAAAUUCACAUUUCACCA